Messenger RNA from Xyrichtys novacula (pearly razorfish), 8077 nucleotides. Lineage: Eukaryota; Metazoa; Chordata; Actinopteri; Labriformes; Labridae. The record is from the annotation of a GenBank genome assembly.
AUAACAGACAACUCACAAUGCAGAUACGCAGGCGUUAAAGUGCUACCCUGGUCUAAGAUGUAUGCUAUUUCAUAACAUCUCAAUUUAUGAUGAAUUUACCUUGUAGCUGGGGAAUACUCCUCCUUCGCUUGUGGAUGCAGGUGGACAUUGUGAGUGGGAUACACCUUCAGGAUGGGACUGGUAAUCCUCUGUCAAAAGAAGGUAGGGUUUCAAGAUGAUUAAUUUUGUACAGACACAGUUUCAGUUCUACUCAGGCUUGUUUACUGACACAUUUUCUCAUACUAACCAAAAUUUUCAAAGAAUUACCCCUUUAUUAGACGUCAGAGGACAAUGCUAAUGCAGCAUGUUUGUCAUUUGCAGAUGUUCGGCUCUUAAAAGAUGAACCAAAUCCUAAAUGUUUCACCCGGACAGAGCAGGACUUCACCUGCUUCUUUGAGACCCCAGACAACAACAGGACUUAUGAUUUGCUCUACAGGUUUACAGGGUAUGUUGUAACUAGUAAAAACAAAUUCCCACACUGAUAUAUUUCACUGAUUAGUAACACAAUAUCUUUCCCGUUUGUUCCAUUUCUCAAUGAAGUCUGCCCAGAAAGAAAAGAUGUGAAAUGUCUGUCCAGAAAACAGAAGAAGGGACUUUCCUCCAUGUCUACUAUUUUCCUGUUCUGGAUAUUUUCUUCUAUGUGGAAACACACCUUGAAGUUGUGGAGCACAACACAACCACCACCGGCCUUUACAAGCGGACCAUCUCUAUGGAGGACCACUGUAAGAUUUGAGCUGAUCUUUAUUUUAACAAAAAAAUAUUUGUUAUUGCUUUGUGUUAGCUAAGUAGGGGCAAAUUAAGCAAGCUAACAACAACAGCUAACCUUUGCUAACGUUAGCUGUAGUGUAGCUAAUAAGUCAUCAAAUAUUGCUGAACCUAAACACAUGCAGCACAGUUUUCACCAAGUAAAUUCAAGUAAAUUUCACCAAGGAAAUGACAUUAUAUAACUUUAAUUGAUGCUUUUUUCUUACUUGUUUUAGUUCUUCUGGAUCCACCUUUUAAUGUGUCUCUACAUCACAAUGCCAAACCAGGACAGCUGCAGGUUUCUUGGCAAUCAGUGAUUCCCAAAUACUGCAAAGAUGAGGAGACGUAUCAGAUUAAGUACUUCUCUAAAGGAAAACAAGAGAAGAUAAAGGAAGAGGUAUGCACUCAAGUGAACCAGAAACUGGAAAACUCAUUUUGAUCUCAAAACACAAGUUUUUGAUUUAAUUCUUUUUUCUCAUAAUGUCAACAGGAUCAUAUUAAUUUGGAUGUUGUGACAAGAAAUCGCUUGUCGUAUUUGACUCAGUGGUAGACUGAAAAGUUUGCUGUCUUCAGCUUUGAAGUCUUAACAUUACUCUGUGUAUUUUUGAGUGACUUGACCAUCUUUAUAUCUGCAGACUUGUAGUUGUUAUCCAAGCAGGUAAAAGGGGUGAAAGCAACACCUUGAAAAACAUUAAUCUGGGCCAUCAUUGGCCUGGCGGGUCCAGCGUGCGCCUCAUUACAGAGGCCACCGCCCUCAGCAGUGGUCACUGUUUGGACCACCACCCGUGGCCAAUUGAUACAUGUCAGCCAUCCUAUCAAUUAGGAAAAAAUGCAAAAUUAAACUAUUUUUGUUGUUUUUGCAGUCGAGAGAGGAGUGCUUACUUGAUCAGCUCGUUCCAGGUGAGGAGGUGAAGGUGCAGGUCAGGGUGAAAUGUGCCUACAAUCCAGACGCCGGACACUGGAGCGGCUGGUCGCAGCCUCUGAGAGCUGUGGUUCCUCAAAGCGCAGGUGUGUCUGAUGUUGAAAAAACACGUUGAGACAUAGACUAGGUGAUGGACUGGGGAUUCAUUAGAAAUGUAUGACCUGAAAGAGUUUUUUACUCAUCUCCAGAUGAUGUUUCACUGAUGUGCUUCACCUCUGAUCUUGAAAAUUUCACCUGUGAGUGGAACGGGAGCAGAUCUGAUGAUCAGAACGAGUUCAAACUUUCAUACCAGAUGAGUCACAGGUAUAAUACUCACUACACUACUGUAUGUCAUCAUUCAGGUAGUUUACAUGCACACCAUAUUCUGAUUAAGGUCCAUAUUGGGAAUGAGACUUUACAUGCACAUCAGAGGGUUGACUUGCAGGAAUAUUCCCAUUUGCAUGGUAAAUCAGCAACAUAUAGCAGCGCCAGUUGCAAAGUCAAGAUUGAUCAAAUGCGACAAACUCGGCACAAACAUUAAGUUCCUCACAAACGCUUUAAGAAAUUGUUGAAUAAUCUUAUUUUCUAUUUGUUCUCAUGAUUUAAAUUUGUAGAUUUGUCUUGUCCUUGCCACAGAUAUCCAAACCUUUGCUCAAACUUUUCACCAUAUUCGACCAAACAAUCUUCCUUACAAACCAAACUUAUACAGAAGUGACCCAGUGUUCUGUUAGGAGCAUUUUCUUUCCAACGUCAUGAACAUUCAAGUCCACACAGGCAUAUCAAAAUACAAUCUGAACAGAGUGACGGUGGUUGAGAUAAGAUGUUUUUAUGACUCAUACUUUAUCAGAAUAUCGCUUUCACUCAGAUCAUUACAGGAAUAUGAUACUGAUGAAUAGAAAGUGAUUUUAUCACCAUGUGCUUCAGUGGAAAACAGGACAUUCAUCAUUUCUGUCAUGAGGAAAGUCAAACUAAUAGCUGAAAUAAAGAAGCUCUUUGCAGAUAAAUUUAAGCAGUUGAGAUUCAAAUGAUAGCAGAUUAAUUCAGGCUGGAUAUGAAAAUAAAUUGUAGUAUAAAACUAAACGGCAGAUUAUCACACAAUCCUGAUUAAAACUCUCAUAAGGAACUCUCAUUUCUUUGUGAAUUUGCCUCCUCUGGACAGAGCAGUCUUUAAGUCGUAGAUCCCCAAUAACUCAUCCUCAUGACUUUUAACGUUAUAUUUAUUGUGAAUAUUUUAUGUGGAAAUGAUAAAAACUCACAUGCUCGGCUGACACCUACCCCUUAAGCUGGUUUCAGGCAGUAAAAGUUUUAAAAAUAAGAAUCCUGCAUCUUGAUGCUAAUGGUCGUGUUUGGUUUUCAUAUCAUAAAAACGUCAUGGCGCAGGGUUGAACAAUGUUAAAAAGGAACCAAAUGCAGAACAAAGGAUUUAUUUAAAAAGAACUAAAUGAAAAAAAAGCAACAAAAACUUACUUCAAGUGUCCAACUGAAAAACCGCAAAAUCAAACAAAAAAAGCACAAGGAGACUAGGAAUCACACACACACACACAGUGACCGACAAAUAGUCACAAUGAACCAACAAGAGCAGAGGGGAAGACAGGGACUACAUACACACUGGAUAACGAGCAACAGGUGAGGCAAACGAGACACAGGUGAAACUCAUGUGUGAUUAAUGAGGGAGGGAAAACUGAGGAAGUAAAACUUGACUAGAAACACAAGAAGUCAACUACUACAAAAUAAAACAGGAAACACUGAAAACUGAUCUAAAGAAUAAAAAACAGAGAACGAGAGGAAAACAGGGUCAAACACAAACUGAAAACUCACAAGAUAAGAUCACAGGAACAUUAGGGAGCAGAAACACUAGGAAAAACACAGAAAAAACACUCAAAGAAAAACUAAAUUAACAGAACAUAUCGUAAACACCCCCAAAAAACCUCCUUAUAGGAGCUUUAAACGCUGGAAAGCAGAGGCAGUCCUUAUUAUGACUUCCAUCAUCUCAUAUCAUCACUACUGAUGAUAAAAACGAGUCAUUUUACAUGAUUAUCGUAUAAUUUCUACAGUGAUGCUUUGGGCUGGACAGACUGGACCGAGUGUCUCGCUGACUGGGACUUGAUUGACCAGUGCCGUUUCUAUGGUAACCAAUCCAGAGGAGUCAGAGUGAAGCUCACCAGCCCCGCAGGUCCUCUCAGCAGAACUUUCUACACUGACAAGUUUACCCUCAAGAAAAGCAGUGAGUGAUUCUAGACUUUGUGAGACUGGGUGGUUUUGAAUGUGUUUGAUUAUUAUUGAUUAUAUGAAGUAAUUUGUAUUUUUUAUUUUAAAGUCAAAACACCCCCACCAAGUCAUGUGAAAGCAGCACUAGAAGAGGAUAAGUUGUGUUUGAGAUGGGAGGCUCCUCUUGUGUCUCUGUCAGCUCACCUGCAGUAUGAAGUCGGCUACCAGAUCAGAGAGAGUGAAGACUGGAUGGUAAGAUGUCUCUGAAGGACACCCACUUUUGUUUCUUUGUAUGUUUGCUCUUUAAGGGGUGGCUGUAACUCAGAAUUAGAGUUGGUUGUCCCCCGUAGUUGUCCCCAAGUCCCCUCUGUUUAUGUGCCUGAGUGUUCCUGGGACAGACACAUAACAUUUUAUCAUACUUGACCCCAAACCGCCCUGGCUGGCUGCACCCAGUUCAUGUGAUAAGAAUUGACACUGAUGGGUACUUUACACAGGAGCCUCAGCAUCAGUGUGCGAAUGUGGCUAAAGCAAUUCACUCAAAACUUAAAUAUCUAUUGCAAAAAAAAGUUUCUGCAUUAACAUGAAAUACGAUAUUUCUGCAGUGUUACAUUUGAGAGGUGCUGUGUUUUGUAUGACAGGCUUGGUAGGAAAAAAAAGACCUUUUAUUAGAUCUGGACUGAAGCUCAAAGUUGCAGGAAAAUGAAAAAUGUGGUUGAAGUAGAAAAAUUUCUGCAAAUAGAAAUUAUCCAGGAGAUGUGAAACAACUGCAUUAGACAUGUCAUUUAGAGUAAAAUUGUGAAAACCAUACAGCUUAAAGAAGAAGUGCCCAACCAGUUAAACUAAUUUUUGAUAUCAAAUCAACUUUUUUUAUCCACAGACGAGACGCCUAAACGGUCCAGAGACCAGCACAUGUCUGGGUGUCCCUUUAGGGAGACACUUCAGUGUGAAGCUCAGAGCCAAACCUGAUGGAUCCGUUUACUCAGGACUCUGGAGCGACUGGUCAGAUGUGCUAACAGGUGACACUCCGACUGACAGAGGUGAGCUCACAGUCAGAUUCAUUAAAGCUCCAGUAGGGGACUUUACGUUUGUGUCAAUUUUGACGCCCCCUGUGGACAAAGCAGUCUCUGCUUUACUGGUCUUCUACAUGCUUAAGUGGUGCUUUCUGGCAAUGUAAUGAUAUGUUUGUUAAGUUGCACUGCUGACCCCCCUACACUGGUUUCAAGCAUUUUAAAUUACAGUAUAAGAAUCAUUAAUCUUACUCCUGAUGUUCAUGUUGACUCUCAUAAGUCAUGAGAAAUUAUUAGUAUGAAUUUCAGAAAACUCCUCACAUGAGCUUUAAAGUCAAAGUCCUACCGCACAUUUACCUAAUCAAUAAUCCUCAGCAGUGUACGUAUGCAGCAGUUUUGGUGUAAUUCAACAAUAAUUACAAAUGUAGUUGUGUCAUAAAAUGAUUUUGAAACAUGAAGUGAACACAAAUGUGAACAUAAUAAAUGUAUUAGAUUCAUAAUUUUGGGUUUAUGCACUCAUGUCUUAACACAAACUCCACAGGUCUGUUGCUGAUACUGUUUGUCCCGGUGUCUGUGCUGCUAUUUGCCGUCAUCCUCAUCUUCAUAUUUUACUCAUACCACAGGUAGGACCAAUGCAUCCCUCUAUUUAGACAGAAAUGUUGAAUUUAAAAACCAAAAAGCACCAAUUUAAAACUAUUUUUUCCAAAUCUAUUAAAGCUGUGUCUAUAAAAUGUUCAAAAACUUGUUUUAUUUGUUCAUUUGAAGGAAGCUGAAGCAGUAUUUUUGGCCACCAGUUCCCAACCUUGACAAAGUCCUGCAGGGUUACCUGACGGAGAUCAAGGGGCAGAAAUGGGUAAAUUACUCAGUAGUCUUCUCUGUUUUAUACCUGAUACCUGUACUGCUAAUAGGGCGACACAUUACAGAAAAGUUAUGUAGAAGGAUGUGAAACUCAGAGUGUCCAAAAGCAACAAUAGAUCUGUAAAUUAUGCUUUUAUUAACACUUUAAGGUCUUAUAUGUGGAUGCUGAUUACAAGGGCUAUUAAAGCUGCAUCCUUUCCAUUUGACACUGUAUAGGAUCCUCCGAUACCAGCCAAGCAGUGCUUUGAGGAAACCACCUCUUCACUGGUGGAGAUAAUGUUUGCAGAUGAGAUUUCAGGCUCCGAGAAACCGUCAGGAGAAUCGACUCAGCUCCUCAGAUCAUCAGACAACGACCUCCCCGACCUCGAACCGACGAACGAAAAACGCAAGAGUGAAGAGUUUCCAGAUUAUGUGACUUUGAACAAAGACAGCGUCAUCCUCUGUCCGAAGGGAAACACAUACGUCUACGAGCAGAUUGGAGAGAAAGAAAGGCUGGUGAUCGAGAAAGAGCUCCUCCAGAAAUGUCAGUCUCUCUGCAGUGAGUCGGUCUUCAUCCCGGCGUGCCAGGACACCAACUUUCUGAAUCAUUCCUACUUAGCUGUGGCUGAGCCCGCGGAGAGGUUUGACAGCGAGGUGACUGCUGUGAGGGGUUCAGGAAACAUCUAUACUAACCUCCCCUGUGGCUAAAAGUUUGUACUUUAUGUUUUGAUUAUAUUUGACACAUAUUUUAUAUGAAAUGCUGUAAAUAGAAGAAAUAUACAGAUUCAUAUUUCCUGCAUCAGCUCCCUGCGUGGAAAAUAAAAAGGCACAAUAUUUUAUGUCAGGAUUGAUGCAGCUUGUAGUUUAACUCAUGGCGUGUUUCUAUGUUUUCAGAGCAAAACGAGGUUUGCUCUUUGACCACGGAGCUCAUGAUUUCUGAAAACAACUCAGAUUUGAAGCUCCUGUGGAGGAGGUUCUUUUAUGGGUGAUGAAACAGGCUGAGUAUUAAAACAGCUGUUUCUGUAUGACCCACUUAUGCAAACAAGAUGUAUUAUUGCUGUAUAGUUAUUAAAUAGUGGUAGGGGGUAGAUGCCAGGUGAAGCAACAACAGAUCGCAGCAGAAACAGUUUUUUUAAUCACAUUUUCAAGAGCAAAGAUUCUGGAUGUGUAGUAAAUGUGAACAUUAACAGAACAUUAUGAUAUUAACAUUAUAGAUUUUUCAGGUAAAUUUGGGCCAAAGUCAACCAAGUGAAUUCUUUUGAGGAGCUUCAAGAUAAACCAUUUUUAACAAAUGAGGCGAAAACAUUGAAAUUCUGUGUCAGUUCAAGUUUUACUGAUAUUGAAGAGAUUUAUGUCACUGUACACAACACUGCUGUGGCUUAAAUUAUCCACAAGAGGGCGCUCAAGUGCUUUUUUAGAUUUAACGAGAGACUUCACCAGAGUUACUAAAGCAGGACCAAAUACCAUCAUAUAAACAUGCAUUCCUUGGUAUUAUAUGUAUUGAUCAAAUAUAUUGAUUAUAUAUGUUUAUUCUGAUUAUGAGGUUUUGCAUUUCCUUCACCUGAGUAAGAAAUUGAUGUUUAAUUUAUGAAUGCAGGUAUAUUUUGAAAAAUCUAUUAAAUCCAUUAUAAUGUGUUUUGACCACAUAUGUUAAAAAUACUUUAAUCCUACAUAUAUAUUUGUAUGGACCACUUACAUAUCUGUGUAUUUCACCUCAUAUGGACAUUUAUUUCAUGUAUGGGAAUGCAAUAUGUGUAAAUAUAUAACAUUUCUGUACGGGUUGUAAAAAUGUGAUUUAUUUUGUGCUUUUAAAAAGAUACGUCAAAAUUUGUGAUCUGAAUCGACUUUUAAGAAGGUAACCAUGAAUGACCUUAAAUUUGUUUAAACUGUUCAAUACUGUUCUAACCUAAAUCACCUCAAUUCAGGCUCCCCUUCACUGUCUCCUUAUGAACCUCAGGAUCAGCCUUAAAAUCGUCUAAAUCACCGACUAAGCCAUGCGUGUUCUUGCUGCUUCUUACAUAACAGAAUUACUGAUCCUAUACGAUGUAAGCCGUCCCCCCAGGUCUCCUGAUCAGGGUCUUUCAUCUGAGUCUGUGGCCUGUUUGAAUCAGCUUUUAAACCUCAGUUUUACAAACACUUUGUGUCUGUGAGGAUUGUUAGUGUGGUGUUUUUGUUCUGUCAGGAGCUGAUUGUUGUUAACUGUGUUUUUACCUGUCUGGAUGCAUCACUUGCUGCUUUUCUGUUGCUCUUGUAUCUGAAGCACUUUGUAACCUUGUGUUUUAAAAGAUAUCCUCGAUUAUAUAAAAAUGAUCAUUUUUUGUUAAUAAACAUUAAAAGCUGU